AUGGUGACCGAAAUCAAUGGGAGUUCGCUAUAUACAUCUGGCCGAGGAGGCAGGGACAGAUCUAGGCGUGAUCACCCGCCGUCGGGAAGCUCGAGUCGGAGUAAUGCGCCGCCGUCGAGACACCUUUGGGUGGGGAAUAUAUCACACAGUAUACUACAGCCGGACCUGACGGAGCACUUCUUGCAGUUUGGGGAGCUGGAGAGCGUCGCAUUUCAGCCUGGUCGAAGCUACGCUUUUAUUAAUUUCAUCAACGAUGACGAAGCUAUUUCCGCUAUGAGGGAGCUCCAAGGUUUUCCCGUAGCGGGGAUUCCGCUUAGGAUUGAGUUUGCCAAGGCGGAUAAGUCAUCAACACCAUCACGCGAUGAGGACUUCUUGCAACAUCGAGAUGAGCAACGUUCAAAAGUAAGAGGGUCGGCUUUCUCUCCAAGGGACAAUAGAAUACGUUGUACUAGCCCUGAACAUUUUACCCAUGACAAAUCAAAGGGGAGUGAUAGAAGUGGUGAUCCCAGUGAGGUCCUCUGGAUAGGAUUUCCAGCUUUAUUGAAAGUGGAUGAAAUGAUUUUGAAAAAGGCUCUCUCUCCAUUUGGUGAGAUAGAGAGGAUUACUGUGUUUCCGGGACGUAGCUAUGCUUUUGUUCGCUUUAGGCGCUUAUCAUCAGCUUGCAGGGCAAAAGAAACUCUUCAGGGGAAGUUAUUUGGUAAUCCCCGUGUGCAUAUCUGUUUCGCAAAAAGUGAUGGUGGGUCAUCCACCAGUGGAAGGGGCUCAGUGAAUGCCCCCAACUCUCCCCGUUUCAGGUCAAAUGGUCGCUUGGGGUCUUCUGAGAACUUUCUGCAUGAUAGGAGCUAUGCAGACUUACCAGAAGAUGCAAGCAUCAGAUCUCCUUAUAUGUCAAAUUACGAUUCUGGUGAUGUUGAUGUCUACAGUUCCAAGAGGAAAAGUAGUUCAUGGACUGGUGGAAAUACGUAUGAACCCUGGAGAUUUGGGGAAGGGGAGCCUGAUCCUCGAGUACCACAAGAUAUGUAUGAACAUAGUAAAAGUCCAAUGAGGUACCAGGAUUAUCCUCCAAAAUUACCUCAAAAAAAUGCAUUCUACGAAGAACCUUGGGAUAUGCCUGAAGACAACUAUCCCGUCCAUGGUGCCAAGAAAAUGAGAACCGGUUCCUUUCCUCCUGAGAAAGAGUUACCAGAGUACACUUUAUCUGAUCUUGAACAAGAAAAACGUGUUUUUCCAAGGAUGCUCUCUGAUAUUCCUCAACCUGAAGCCUUUGAUAAGAACUUUGAGCCGUCAGCUUUGUGGUAUAAACAGAUUCCUGAUCGGCCAACGAGUUUUACCCCGACUCGUGGAGAAAGGAAUGAUCACUGGAAACAAUCUUAUGAUGGUUUUCAGGUAGGUUCUGGUUUUCUACAAUCAAAUAUUGCUGAGAGGAAAAUAUUUACUCAGGAGCUGGAUCAGCCAUCAUUGAAAGAGUGGAAAUGGGAGGGGACAAUAGCCAAGGGUGGAACACCUGUAUGUCGUGCUCGCUGCUUUCCUGUUGGAAAAGUACUUGACAUGAUGCUGCCUGAAUUCUUAGAUUGCACAGCAAGGACUGGUUUAGACAUGCUUGCAAAGCAUUAUUAUCAAGCGUCUAGUGCUUGGGUUGUUUUCUUCGUUCCAGAAAGUGAUGUUGACAUGGGAUUCUAUAACGAAUUCAUGAAUUACCUGGGAGAGAAGCAGCGAGCAGCUGUUUCCAAAUUAGAUGAUAUAACCACUUUAUUUCUUGUACCACCAUCAGAUUUUUCCGAUAAAGUACUGAAAGUACCUGGGAAACUGAGUAUUUCAGGUGUUAUUUUGAGAUUAGAUCAUUCUGGUUCCACCGGUUCUGCUCAUCCGGGUGAAAGAAGCGAUUCAAACUCGCUGCCUUUUUAUGGGGAUACAUCUUUUGCAAAGCCAUCAACAACUUCAGGGCCAUUUCCUUCUAUGCCUUAUCCAGAAUUAAGUAGGCAAGGCAUUAAGGAGGUCUCCUACCCUGGGAAUGGGGCAACAUCAGCUCCACCUGUUUCACUUUCCGGGCCUGCUCAUUCUGUUGGAAAUGUAUCGGACUUGUAUAAUGAGCACAGGCAUGAUUAUGCACCCCAGCAAAACGCAAUGUAUGGACCAGGCUGGUCUUCUCUCGAUCAGCAGCAUCUGGUUUCUGUCAACAGAAGUGGUCCUCAAGUUUCCAGCUUUGAUCCAGCAAUUCAGGGGCAUCAAUCAGUUAUGCCAAGAGCAGUGCAAGAAACAUAUUCUAGUACGGGAGGAAGUUCUGGGAUUCCAUUAUCUGGAAAUGUCAAGCCCUCUAUGCCGAUUAAUGCCCUUCAACCAGAACAACUAGCACAACUAGCGUCAUCUCUUAUCGGGCAGCAAGGACAGGUCGGGAUUGUUGCAAAUGCUUCGAUGGGGGAGAAUUUUCGGCACAUAAACACAAUGGACCACUCCGACAUGAUGAGACAACAACAGGGAAUGGGAUUCGGUUUACCAAAUAACCAGGUUGUUCCGGAGCUUUCAACAUCUCAGUUUUCUCAACUGCAGCAGUUGCAACAGCAGCAGACAUCGAAUUCAACUGCAGCAGUGUCUCAAGCAACUCAAAGAAGUCAACAACUGCAAAGUACUGGCAUACCGGAGGAAGGCGAUGGGGAUCCACAGAAACGCUUGCAAGCAACAUUACAGCUAGCAGCAGCUCUUCUUCAACAAAUUCAACAAGGGAAAGGGACUUGAACGAACUGCUCCUGGAUUCAACUUGGACGUGUUGGGUAACAUCUA
This is a messenger RNA of Hibiscus syriacus, 2778 nucleotides long. Its product is annotated as flowering time control protein FPA-like. The transcript has 4 exons. The record is from RefSeq and is a predicted model, not a curated record. The coding region runs from base 1 to 2733 and encodes 910 amino acids. NCBI's taxonomy places the organism in Eukaryota, Viridiplantae, Streptophyta, Magnoliopsida, Malvales, Malvaceae. Gene Ontology annotation, molecular function: RNA binding.